Molecule: messenger RNA, 801 nt
Organism: Pseudovirgaria hyperparasitica
Lineage: Eukaryota; Fungi; Ascomycota; Dothideomycetes; Acrospermales; Acrospermaceae
Product: isopentenyl-diphosphate delta isomeras-like protein 1
Exons: 3
Coding region: 1-801 (266 amino acids)
Biological process (GO): isopentenyl diphosphate biosynthetic process; isoprenoid biosynthetic process
Cellular component (GO): cytoplasm
Molecular function (GO): isopentenyl-diphosphate delta-isomerase activity
Source: RefSeq, a predicted model, not a curated record
AUGAGUGCCACAACAGUAGUUCAAACCGAAGGCAUCACUGCUGAUAACAUCCUCCGCCUGUUUGGCAGCGAUGUCAACACCACAUUGAUUGGCUCCGGGAUACAACCCGGUGCGGCGAGAGAUGCAGACUUGGACGGGUAUGAUGAAGAGCAGAUUAGACUUAUGGAAGAGGUGUGCAUUGUGUUGGACGAGAACGAUCUACCAAUUGGUAGUGCAAGCAAAAAAGUUUGCCAUCUCAUGAGCAACAUUGAGAGAGGCCUACUUCAUCGUGCCUUUUCUUGCUUCCUCUUCAAUUCCAACAACGAACUGCUCCUGCAGCAACGUGCUACUGAGAAGAUCACAUUUCCGGAUAUGUGGACGAAUACAUGCUGUUCGCACCCACUGGGAAUUCCCGGCGAGACUGGAUCGAACCUACAAGACGCAAUCAUGGGCGUGAAACGUGCGGCGCAGCGAAAGCUGGAUCAGGAGCUAGGGAUCAAGAAAGAGCAGGUGCCGAUUGAGAAAUUCCAGUUUCUGACGAGGAUACAUUACAAGGCACCCAGUGACGGGAAGUGGGGGGAGCAUGAGAUUGAUUAUAUCUUGUUCAUCAAGUCUGACGUCGAUCUCGACAUCAACCCGAAUGAGGUCCGCGACACUACAUACGUCUCUCCGGAUAAGCUACGCACCAUGUUCACAGACUCAGCGCUCAAAUUUACGCCUUGGUUCAAGCUCAUAUGCGAGAGCAUGCUGUUCAAGUGGUGGGACAGCUUGGACAAUGGCCUCGAGAAAUAUCUGAAUGAGACCGAAAUCCGGAGAAUGUAA